Messenger RNA from Trichoplax adhaerens, 603 nucleotides. RefSeq lists its product as uncharacterized. The transcript has 6 exons. The coding region runs from base 1 to 603 and encodes 200 amino acids. Lineage: Eukaryota; Metazoa; Placozoa; Uniplacotomia; Trichoplacea; Trichoplacidae. The record is from RefSeq and is a predicted model, not a curated record. Gene Ontology annotation, cellular component: EMC complex.
AUGGCAGCUGCCAAAAUUACCGUUAAAUCAAGGAGUUACGCUAAGAUUUUAUUACAUGCAGCUAAGUAUCCCCAUUGCAAAGUGGAUGGCCUGCUCAUCGGUAAAUUAACUAACAAUGGACGCGAUGCCUUGGCUACUGAUGCGAUACCUUUAUUUCAUACUAGCCAUGGCUUAACUCCUAUGCUAGAAAUAGCCCUUAGUCAGGCCGAGGCUUAUGCUGAAUCUCAGAAAUUGUCCAUUGUCGGAUAUUAUCAAGCGAAUGAACAGCUAUCAGAAUCACAUACGCCGGAUGCUUUUGCUAUAAAAAUCGCCGAUAGGAUAUUGAGCUGUUGUAAAUAUUGUAGUUUGAUGAUGGUAGACAAUUGUAAAGUUUCUUUGUCAUGUCAAGAAGACGCACUAGUUUGCUACAAUAAUAUAGAAGGGAAAUGGAAGAAAGACUCUCAAUAUUCUUUAGAGCAUCCUAAUGAAACGUUGCCAGCAUUAGCUAAGCUUAUGACUGGUAAAGCAUACAAGAAUUUAAAAGAUUUCGAUAACCAUUUGGAUGAUAUUUCCGUAGAUUGGCUGAACAUUAGCAUAAACAAACAGAUUACAGAAGCUAUGUAA